Messenger RNA from Closterium sp. NIES-65, 1080 nucleotides. NCBI's taxonomy places the organism in Eukaryota, Viridiplantae, Streptophyta, Zygnematophyceae, Desmidiales, Closteriaceae. The record is from the annotation of a GenBank genome assembly.
AUGACUGACGCCUUCCUCGAGGUGGGUGAGAGGGUUGGGGAGAGGUGGGCGCGGGAGAGGGGAGUUGUGGGUGCGGGGAUAGGGCUGGGGGGUAGUUGGGAAGGGGCUGGGAGAUGGUUAGUCGUGGAGGGGGGUGGGGGUGGGGAUGGGGGAGGGGGGGGAGGGGGGGGGGGGGGGGGUGAGGGGGCAUGGAGAACGAAAGAGGGUGUUCCCGCGACGAGAUCGGACGGCUUCCUCGAGGUGCGGGAAAGGGGCGGGGAAGGGGUGGGCGUGGGGGAGGGGAGAUGUGGGGGCAGGGAGAGGGCUGGUGGCUGGGAGUGGGCUAGGAGAGGGGAGAGGGGGGGAACAAGAGGGGAGGGGGAGAGUAGGGAGAGGGGUGGAAGGCAUGGACAAAGAAAUCGGGUGCGUUCGCAACAAGAUUGCAGACGCAUUCCUCGAGUGUGUGAGGAGGACCAUAUACCAGCAGUAGCAGAUCGCAUGGUGCUGCGCAAGCUGGUUCCAACAGACCGCAUCAUGGUGCUGCGUAAGCUGGCGCAGGACAUGCGCGAGUGGAUACACCGGCGGGUGAGCCAUGGGAUAAGGGGUGAUUGUUAUGGGAUGGUGCCGGAUGUAGGGGCUCUCUCCUCUGCUCUUUGUCACCCCAUUCUUCCCCUAACCCUCCCCCCCUCCCCUUGCACGCCUCUUUCCAACGCCUCUUCCCCACUCCUCUCGCCCACACCACUCCACCACACCUACUCCCCACUCCCUCUCUCCUACCCCUCUCCCCCACGCCUUUCCCCCACGCAUUUUCCUCACCCCUCUCUCCCACCUCUUUCCCCCAUGCAUUUUCCUCACCCCCCUCUCCCCCCCCACCCCUUUCCCCCACGCAUUUUGCUCACCCCAUUCCCCCACCCACCCCCUUCCCCCACGCAUUUCUCUCACCCCUCUCCCCCACCUCUUUCCCCCAUGCAUUUUCCUCACCCCCCUCUCCCCCCCCCAUCCCUUUCCCCCUCGCAUUUUGCUCACCCCUUUCCCCCACCCACCCCUUUCCCCCACGCAAUUUCCUCACCCCUCUCCCCGUUCAAGAGGAUGCUGAUUUAA